AUGCUUCCCAAAAAGGCUCGUCCCCCAAGCUCUCAAAGUAUAAAUUCAAAUAAGUCAAAUUGUGAAUCAAAAGCUGAAGGGUUUUCACUGUUUGAUAACGAAACAGAACGUGCCAGAAGAGCAUUUAUCAAUGAUGGUUCCUCACAAUCAGGAUGUGAUCUAUUCCCAAAAAUGGGUGACAGAUUACAAGGCAACCCAGAAGAUGAAAAUACAAAUAUACUUGAAGAAAAUAGCAAAUAUGAAUCUAAUCAAUUUAUUAAAACCAAUGCAGCGUCAAAUUGUUCUGGAAGCAAUAUAAAGGAUCUUGCUGAUGGUAAUAUCAAUGCUGAUCAUAGUGCCUCGUCAUUUGUUCAGUCUACAAUUAUUGAUGGAAGCGAUGAUAAUGAUGAUAAUCUGGAUACAUCUAUUCUUAAUCGGAUUUUGGAUACCGUCUCUGCAGAGAAGAUAGAUGAUUCUGGGAGGUCUCGCUUUUUCUUUAGAAAUUUGUACGAAAAAUACAAGGGUGAAAGCAUUCGUUAUAGAGAUCAUGAUGACAAAAACCUUGGUAAUCAGCCAAGUGACUUUGAGAUCUAUAAUAAUGAAGUUGCCCAGGAAGAAAAAAUCAGAAAAAGACUUUGUACAAUGAAGGCUGAACGAUAUAGUACGCCCAAUCAUGCGCAUUAUCUUCCGAUUCUUAAUAUUGGCGAUUUGGAUAGUGGAUUCAUCAAAGCUGUUGAUACAUCUAUUGAUAAGCCUUUGAGGGCUAAGAUGAAUCAGCGAUCAUCGCACUGGUAUAAUAGGCUGUUUAGUAAAGCAAAUUCUGUAUCCGGAAAGCCAAGCAAUGUUGGUAGCUGCAGUCCAGAUAAUUUUACCAAAUACUCUGGAGAACAAAGCUCACUCAAGAACAUGCUAGUUGAUAGUGGAACUCUAAAGAGUUCAAUGAGAAAUAAUAACUUGUCCCCUCUUGAGAUGCAUUCAUAUGAUCUUGUGAAUGAUUUCUCCGAGAAAAGAUUAGCUGAUGAUCGUACCACUUUUGCUCUUGAAAGCAAUGAAGAGAGUGAGAAUAUUUCUAGUAUCGGCUUUAUUGUUAGUAAUGAGGAAGAAGUAGACUAUAACUUUAAUGUUAUUGGUGAAAGAGGUGGUUCAAAUAAGUACUCCGAUUUACCUGAAGGAAGGAAAUCUGCUGGUUCAUGGUUCAAUUUUCGACAGUAUUUCCCUCAUCACAGAACGAAACUUUGUACCAUUUUCAAAAGUCUUAAUCCAUUUAAUAAGGUUCGUGAGCAGAUGAACCAUCAUUACCAGAUUCAAAGAAAACUUAAGUUACGUCAUUUGCAUCAGAUUGCAUUGGGUGGAACAUUGGGUGUUGGAUUAUUACUUUCCUCAGGAAAGGCCUUUUCUAUUGCAGGUCCGUUGGGUUGUCUUCUUGGUUUUAUCAUUGCUGGAAUAAUUGUUUUAUCCACCAUGUUAUCAUUUUGUGAAAUGGUUACUCUCAUACCACUUUGCGGUGGUGUCUCUGGUGUGUCCGCAAGGUUUGUUGAUGAUGCCUUUGGAUUUGCCCUUGGUGUUAGUUAUUGGUUCAGCUAUAUGAUUGGAAUGCCCACAGAAAUAACUGCUGCAUCCAUCAUGUUAAGUUUUUACUCAAAUUUAAACAUUCCAGGGCCGCAAACGGCAGCCUGGAUAUCGCUUUUUCUAAUUUUCGCUACAUUUGUGAAUUUAUGCGACAUCAAAGUCUAUGGGGAAUUUGAGUAUUACUCAACCGUGAUAAAGUUGUUGUUUAUUUUAGCAUUAAUGAUAUAUAUGGUUGUUCUUAACUGUGGUGGUUCUUCUCCAUUUCACAAAAAGAUCGGCUUUCAUUACUGGAACAGUGCAGAUUCGGAUUUAAGCCACUUCAUAACUUUUGGUCCUUUCCGGCCCACGUUUGAUGUUAAUGACAACGGGUUAGGUUCAUUGGAUGGAAUUGGUGGUGCUAAAGGAAGAUUGUGUCAAGUCAUAAUUGCGACGGCUGUGGCGGCAUAUGCCUAUGUUGGUACUGAAAUUGUUAUCAUUGCUGGAAGUGAGGCAAGAAAUCCUAGAAGAGCAAUUCCAAGUGCUACUCGAAAUAUCUACUGGCGUAUUCUCUUCUUCUAUAUUCUGUCCAUAUUUGUUGUGGGAUUGAACAUUUACAGUGGCGAUCCACGUCUUCUUCGAUACUUUAGUGGAGGUAGUUAUAAAGCCAAUGAGAGUCUACAAAAUUAUGUGAUAGAUAAUGUUGGAGGCAAUGUUUGCACAACGCAUUUGCUAACGUGGGCUGGCUUUUCCAACGGUAACCAGUCGCCAUUCAUAAUUGCGAUACAAAGUGCAGGUAUGUGUACUUUUGCGGCGGUUGCUAACGCGUUUCUUCUCUACUUUGCAGUUACUGCUGCAACUUCGCAGCUUUAUGCUUCAUCAAGAACGUUAUACUUCAUGUCAAUUCAAGGUAAGGCUCCUAAAAUAUUUUCGGUCUGUACAAAGAAUGGGGUUCCUUAUGCAAGUGUUCUUUUCACAGCAUUAUUUGGUUCACUUGCAUAUCUAUCUGUCAACCAUAAUACCGCUUUAGUUUUUGAGAGAUUAUUGAGCAUCUGUUCAUCUACUGGAUUGUUGGUUUGGUCUGGGAUGUGCCUAUCGUUUAUUAGAUUCUUUUAUGGGCUCAGUCUACGCCCAGAUAUAAUCAACAGGGAUGAUGAGAAUUAUCCGUAUAAAUCACCAUUACAACCAUAUUUGGCAUACUUUGGAAUGAUAGCUGGAUUUUCGAUCGUUAUUUUGUCUGGAUUUUUGGUGUUUCUAAGGGGAAGUUGGUCCUCUGCAAAUUUUAUUUCCAGUUACGGCUCUUUGUUCCUUUUCAUACUUUGCUAUGUUGUAUACAAGGUGUUCAGAAGGACAAAAAUUCAUAGGUUAGACCAACUAGAUCUUGACUCUGGUAGAAGAGAGAUAGACCGUAUUAUCUGGGAGGACGAACAAAAUUACGUCAGCAACUUCAAGGAAAUUAUUCAUAAAGGUAUCGAUUUGUUGCUUUAG
Molecule: messenger RNA, 3012 nt
Organism: Brettanomyces bruxellensis
Lineage: Eukaryota; Fungi; Ascomycota; Pichiomycetes; Pichiales; Pichiaceae
Exons: 1
Coding region: 1-3012 (1003 amino acids)
Biological process (GO): amino acid transmembrane transport
Cellular component (GO): membrane
Molecular function (GO): amino acid transmembrane transporter activity
Source: RefSeq, a predicted model, not a curated record